CACUUACUGUUUUCCUUGCACUGGUGUUUAUGUAACAGGGACGGGGACCAGUCCCGCUGUUCAGUUUAAUCAUUGAUCAGUGCAUAUGGAGGAAGGAAUCAGUGAGACCUCUAAGCCUAUUUUGUGUAAUUGAGAUUGGUCACGUAAACGUGACUCGCAAAGCCCGUACACAGUUUGUGUGAGCAGUCAGGUACCAGGUCAGGCCCAUUGUGCAACGAGCCAGGGCUGCGGCUGUGAUGUUUUCCCCUAUUGCCACCAUGCUUCACCAGCUAGCUGCAGCCGUAAACACAUCCUACGGCCUAUGCUUAAAGUAUACGAUGCAUGACAUCAUAAUAGUAGAGUGAGAGAUAUCACCUCACAUCUCAGUUCUGCAAGACGAAAACAUCCCUUGUUAUUGAGGACCAGCUGCCUUAACGUCAGUGUGUUGAGAUGCCUAACACCCAGUACUGCCCUGGCAACACCAGCCUGGUGCCCGUGUGGGUGGACCAUGGCCUGAGCCGCUGCUUCUUGGACACAGUUGUCUCUUCCGUUCUCCUCUUCAUCCUCCUGGUACCCGGGGGCAUCCAGAUCCUGCUUUUCCUGCGGCGGGCGGUGCUUGUGGAGCAGCGGUUCCUGGUGCGGCCGCUGUGGUUCCGUCUGCAGGUGGCCCUGUCAGUGGUGAUGGUGUUGCAAUAUGGCACCAGGCUUGCAGUGCUUGGAAUACUGGGCAAUGAGGACCAUAGAGUAGAUCUCUAUGGCUACAUGGAGCUCAGCGCCUGCUUCUGCAUGGCCUGCUAUCUUAUCUCAGUUGUCAUCCUGUCCAUGGAGCGAUCCCGGACCAUGCUGCGACGUCGUCAGUCCGGCCAUGGCUUCGUCCUCCUCCUCUUCUGGGCUCUGGCCUUCGUCAAUGAGAACCUCGCCUUUGUGUCUUGGGUGAGCCCCCACUGGUGGUGGGGCUUCGACAGCGAUGUCAAGCGGGCGGAGCUGGGGCUGUGGGUGGUGCGCUAUGUCUGCAUACUGCUCCUUUUUGCCAUUGGGCUCAGGGCACCGGGCUUGCCGCGGAAGAGCUACGCCUUGCUGAUAAAUGAGGAUAGGGACGAGGAACAAGAAGUUCCCCUGCUCAAUGCCGAAGCCUCAUCAGCUGGCCAGAAGUCCACCUGGGCCGAUGCAUGGACCAAGACCAAGAUGGUCUUCCCCUACGUCUGGCCCAAGGGCCAUUACCUACUGCAGCUGCGCAUCAUCGUUUGUAUCCUCAUUCUCGUGGCAGCGCGCAUCGUGAAUGUGUAUGUGCCAGUGUUGAAUGGAGAAAUCGUGAAUGCCUUGACGCCUCAAAAUAAGGGCGGUAAAGUGCAGUUCCCAUGGCAACUGAUUUCCAUUUAUGUCUCCUUGAAGUUUCUACAGGGGAGUGGUUCAGCUGGUAUUGGUCUCUUAAGCAACGCUCGCACCUUCAUUUGGAUCAAGGUAUCCCAGUACACCACUAAGAGCAUCAUGGUUCGCCUCUUUGGGCAUCUGCACAGCCUUUCCCUUAAAUGGCACCUAAACCGUAAGACCGGCGAGGUUCUCCGCAUGAUGGACAGAGGCACCACCAGCAUCAACAGUUUACUGAGUUACAUCAUCUUCCAGAUUUUUCCCACUAUUGUGGACAUCAUUGUUGCCAUUGUCUAUUUCGUCACCUCCUUCAAUGCCUGGUUUGGGCUGAUUGUCCUUGUUGCCAUGGUGCUGUACAUCAUUGCCACUGUGGUCAUCACAGAAUGGAGGACAAAGUUCAGACGGGAGAUGAAUCUGGGAGACAAUAAAAUGAAGCAGAAAGCUGUUGAUUCCUUGCUCAACUUUGAGACGGUCAAGUAUUAUGGAAAUGAGGACUUUGAGGUAGGUGUAUAUGAUGAAGCCAUCACAUCCUACCAACGCAGUGAAUGGAAGUCUAUCUCAAGCCUUGUUCUCCUGAACUCUGGCCAAAAUGUCAUCAUCUCAUUGGGCCUUGUUGUCGGAUCUUUGCUUUGUGCCUACUACGUCAGUGUGUCCAAACUCACGGUUGGUGACUACGUUCUAUUUGCUUCAUACAUAAUCCAGCUGUAUGGACCACUCAACUACUUUGGAACCUAUUACAGGAUGAUCCAGCAAGCAUUCAUUGACAUGGAAAACAUGAUUGAUCUCAUGAAGGAAAAGCAAGAUGUGGCAGACAUUCCUAAUGCCAAGGAUCUGGAGGUCAAGAGAGGAAUGGUGGAAUUUGACAACGUCAGUUUCUACUACAAUGAAGAAAAACCCAUUCUGAAGGGAGUAUCUUUCUCUGUGCAGUCUGGCCAAACGGUAGCUCUUGUGGGACCCUCUGGUGCUGGGAAGAGUACUAUCAUCCGUCUCUUAUUCCGUUUCUAUGACAUCCAUGAUGGCCAAAUCAGGAUUGAUGGUCAAGACAUUAAAACCGUGAGCCAGCAUUCCUUGCGAAAAGUCGUCGGUGUUGUGCCACAAGACACUGUGCUAUUCAAUAACGACAUCAGGUACAACAUCCGCUACGGGAAAGUAGGCAGCAGUGAGGAAGAGGUCACAGCAGCAGCAGAGGCAGCCGACAUCCAUGCCCGGAUCCUCUCUUUCCCCAGCCAAUACAAGACGGUGGUCGGAGAGAGAGGACUGAAGUUGAGCGGAGGGGAGAAGCAACGGGUGGCCAUUGCCAGGACUAUCCUGAAAGCUCCUGAGGUUGUGCUGCUUGAUGAGGCAACCUCUGCCCUGGACACAAAAACUGAGCGUAACAUCCAGUCCUCGCUGGCCAACGUCUGCGCUAACAGGACCACCAUCGUUGUUGCGCAUCGGCUGUCCACGAUCAUCGGUGCUGACCAGAUACUGGUUCUGCAAGAGGGGCAGAUCAUUGAACGAGGAAGGCAUGAGGACCUCUUGCAGCAGAACGGCGUGUAUGCCGACAUGUGGCUGCAGCAGCAACAGGCAGAAGAAGAUGAAAACAAAAGUGACAAUGAGGAGGACUCCUCGACAGGGUCAGGACCCGAGAAGCUGGACUGAGACGUCUAGUGGAGAGAAACAUCACCAGGUACCUAUGCAGGUGUAAAGUUUGAUCAUAAUUGGCACUGUGGCUUUACAUGAUGAGUGAAAGAUGCCGAGUUCCACAACCUGCAUGCACACAUGUUGCACAGGUGGCUGAGGUACUGCAGUCCUGCUGUAGAAUUUAAUGGUCUUUUUGUAUUUGUUUCGUUUGUCUGUUUCCCUUUUUUGUGCAGACCUGCUCCACUAAGUAAAACUUCCCAUGGGUAGGAAGUUUUUGCCUGAAACAUUCAUCGUAGGAAUUGAAAAAACAGGGAAGCUGUAAAUGACAUUUAAAAAGCAUCCAGUUUACACAGCUGUACGUGAAUUAAUGCCCCUCAGCAUCACACUGCAUGCAUGUCUUGUUGAGUAAUGAACAUAACAUAUGUAUAUAUAUGUAUGAGGUCGUUGUAAUUCUAAAUUUAAAGUCUGUCCUUUCAACCAUACCAAUGCUCGGUAUUUCAUCCACUGAACAGUUUUUUAGCCUUGAAUUUCUGACUGACAAAAAUCAUCAGAUCUAAUUAUACUGCAGCCAUACUGGCUGCCACGCAGGCACCAAAUCUUUCUAGAUUUAACUCCAGAGAUGUAGUUUAGUUUCCACAUCUAUCCUACCAGGCUCACAAAUAAGUGACAGUUCAAAACUAUGGAGGUGCUCGUCUUUGUCUGAUAUAUCUGCAUGUGUAUAUACGGCGUCUUCAGAAUGUGCAUUGUCCACUGUUAGUGCUGUUCAUUACAGCUUUCCGAUGACAAAAAAGGAAGCCAUGAACGUUGAAAUAUCUGACUUUGCUACAACCCUAAAUGAACAAGUUGCUUCAUACUGAAAGUCACAGUGAACAAAUUGCCAAUUUCGAGUCUUGUACAAAGUAAUUUUCAAGUGACUUCUCCACCGACAUCGUGGACUGUUGAAACUAGGUGCAGUAAUGUUUGCAUUGAUCUGUCCAAUCGAACAAAAAAAUUGGAAUAGUUUUUGGUUCAUGUCUUGUUUUUUGUUGGUACAGAUGCUUGACAAGCCAUGUUGAUGAUUAUUAAGUCUACUUUUGUGAAAAAACAUAAAUAAAAGGCUUUCUUUUUAACUCGAAGUUACCAGUGAAGUCUGUUGCCUUUUCAAAUGAUCAAGGAUUCUUAGAGGCAUCCAACUGCACACUUUAUAAUGGAAUUGAAGAAAAGUCAUAUACACCGAGUACAUGGAAGGCGCUGUUUAGCAGCACGUUUAAUUUCAUUCCUUGGUGUUGCCCGUGAGUGACAGAAUGUGUGCUUAUGGUUCUAGUGAGAACAAAAUUUGCUCAACUGCAGCUGUUUCAAAUUUACUUUUUAUCACAUGAUUUAAAAAAAAAAAUGUUCUCCUUCACGUAGGCGUGUCUGUGGCUUUGGGUGCCACUGAAGUUGUCCGUGGAAUCCACAACGAUUCCUGUACAUACAAAGAGAAUGACUUGUUUACUUUGAGAAAUAAAAAGUGUGUGGUAGGACUCAAAGAUAAAGAGGGCCAAAUGGGCCCUCCGCUGUAAUUACCCAGUGCACGUGUGUCUUGCUGGUUUAGGGAGGUGAAGCUUUAUUUGGACAAAUAUUAUAAAUGUUUCUUUGAUGUAUAGCAAACUGGAGUUGUUUACGCGAGGAAAUGUUUAGUCUAGGAUUUGCUUCAAAUGCAAGGACGUUUGACCUCAUUUUUGGUCAUAAAUGCAUUACUCAUUGAGAAAACAUGUCAUUUAUGACAAAUGGAUUGAGGAGAUAGUUUGAAAUAUUUUCAGUGUGAAUUAUGAGGAAUUUGAAUAUCGGGAGAAGACUUUAUAAUUUGACUUUUGUGGUUUCGAUAAAGUUUUGGCACAAACUUUGAAAAGUGUUGUGGAAAUGCAGUCAAAACAAGACUUUAAAAAGGACAUCUGCUUGUAAAAAGAAUUUCAUAGCUCUGCUCAAACUGGUUAAGGGAACUGGAUUUCUAGUGUCGGAAAUGGGUGGAGCAGAGUAAAGCAGAGUUUGUCGUGUUGUAUAACUCCGUUACAGUCACGCAAUUUUUAUUGACGAUUUUUUUAGUAUAUUGUAACGUAUACUUAGAACUGUUUGUCGACGGGGCUGCUGGGAAUGAUUUAAAAGGUGGUUUGUGGUAGGUCAGAAUCAAUAUUUGAAACAUUAACCGAUCAUUUUCCUUCACAUAUGUACUUCAUAUUGACGAAAACAGUUGUGAGCAGUACAGUGCAUAAUUGAAGUGUGACGCGUGCAGCGUGUGAAUUUAUUGUGCACUGGGCUAGCUUUCAAAAUUAUGUUCACGUACAUUGUAUGUUGCCUUCAACCGAGAGAUAAGUCGUGUAAAUGCUUACAAUGUGGAAUGUCCUUUAAGAGACUCCGUAACGUAACGAGAAUUCGGUCUAUGGGGGAUGGAGAACAAGCUUGCGUACGUUUUUCGAGGAAGGCGGUCGAAGCGUACGAUGAAUAACUGGAGCUCCGUAAUAUGUCAUUAUUUGUGCAGUAAACUUUUGAGUAACUGAGACGGAAUGAGUGCAUUAACGAAUGUCAUUAAAACAGAAGAAUCUGCUUGAAAGCAUGAAAUCAGUCGUAGAGUAUGCGUUUUAUUAGAUCUUGGUUUCGUUUAUGGAAGACAUAGUGACUUAAUGUGAGAAAAAAUGAUCCCCCCCCCAAGAAAAAAAUGGACGAAAGAUUUUCGUGCAUACAGUCAUUUAGAAUUGAAUGGACCUUUUUUAUAACACUUCAGAAGUGUGGUUUAGUAAUUAAUAGAUAUUAAGUUCAAAAGUAUAGUGUAUUUCACUGGUGAAUAAACUCGAUGCCCAAAUAA
Molecule: messenger RNA, 5791 nt
Organism: Acanthaster planci (crown-of-thorns starfish)
Lineage: Eukaryota; Metazoa; Echinodermata; Asteroidea; Valvatida; Acanthasteridae
Gene: abcb6
Product: ATP binding cassette subfamily B member 6 (Langereis blood group)
Biological process (GO): heme transport; transmembrane transport
Cellular component (GO): vacuolar membrane
Molecular function (GO): ATP hydrolysis activity; heme binding; ATP binding
Source: RefSeq, a predicted model, not a curated record